CUUCAUUAAAUAAGGAUGCAUCUUCUCUUUCGAGGUUAUCCGCGUUAGGGUUCGGCAACGCUCCGCCUCUCGCCUCAGGUGAUUAGGAGUUCCUGGUUGGUCUAGUUUCAUAGUCUGUUAUGUCUAGCAAGAAAGAAGAGAAGGGCCAGGCUGCGGCUGACCGGGUUAAAGCAGCAGCCCUCUCAGCUGCAAAGGGUCUUAGUAGGGCUCAAGCUGAGCGGGCUGCUACUGCUGCAGCCAGAAAUGUGAAUGCCUAUGGACAGAAGGAAGAAGGACCGAGCCGAUGGCAGGAAAGAAAGGAAGCAAAGCGCCAAAUGUAUCUAAUGAGCACAGAGAAAGCUGUUAGAUUGGGCGUGAGGAAGGAUUUGAAGUCUUCUGUUUCCUCUGCUGGUGGAGCUUCGCAGUGCCAGAAGUGUUAUCAGUCUGGCCACUGGACCUACGAGUGCAAGAAUGAACGUGUCUAUAUUUCUCGGCCGUCUAGAACUCAGCAGCUGAAGAACCCUAAGUUGAAGAUGACCUUGUCAGUGUCUUGUGAAAUUGAUAACCCUGACAUUGAGAAGGAAGAAAUGGAGGCAAAGCAAGCCGAGGACAUUGGAAGGAAUAGUGGGACGAAGAGCAAAAGGAAGCACCGUUCUAGUACUGAUUCAGAGAAGGACAGCAGCGAGGCUUCUGUGUUUGACUCGGAUAGUGAGUCUUCAGUGACUGGUUCUGAAGAUUCAUCUGGUGAAUCAAGCUCCAGCUACACUUCUUCUGAUUCAGAAGAAAAGAAGCGAAGAAGAAGGAAACAUAAGAAAAGAAGACAUAGAAGGCAUAGUUCAUCCUCUGAUUCUUCUGAGUCUGAAUCUGAAUCUGCUUCAGAUAGUGAUUCUGAUGAUAAGAACAAGAAGAGGAAGAACAAACGACACAGCCGCAGGCGUUAGGGUGAUUUCUCUUUUGUAUUAGUAAACGUCUAUUAGUUAUGCUUUGUGUAAUUGCACUUGAUCUGAUAUUUUCUUGAAUGAUGUUGUAUUUCUUGAACAAAUAUUGAAUGCUUUCGUCUAGUUAGUUAAAUUAAAUAAUUAGUGUGUGUUUGAGGUAAUUAGUUACUGAAUUUCGAGGCCAAGCCAAGCUAUGUAAGAAUAUUUCACGUGUAUUUCGGAUAAUAUUGUGAAAGGAUACUUCAAUUGUUAGUUAAUUAAUUUUGAGUUGGAGCUA
This is a messenger RNA of Zingiber officinale, 1194 nucleotides long. Its product is annotated as zinc finger CCHC domain-containing protein 10-like. NCBI's taxonomy places the organism in Eukaryota, Viridiplantae, Streptophyta, Magnoliopsida, Zingiberales, Zingiberaceae. The record is from RefSeq and is a predicted model, not a curated record. The transcript has 2 exons. Gene Ontology annotation, molecular function: nucleic acid binding; zinc ion binding. Bases 120 to 920 code for a protein of 266 amino acids.